This is a messenger RNA of Ilex paraguariensis (yerba mate), 2240 nucleotides long. The record is from the annotation of a GenBank genome assembly. NCBI's taxonomy places the organism in Eukaryota, Viridiplantae, Streptophyta, Magnoliopsida, Aquifoliales, Aquifoliaceae.
ACUGACCUAUUCAAUAUAAUGAUUACCAUGCCCCAGUCAACAAGCUGUUCAAAACAAACUUUGAAAAAGUAUUUUUAGUACACUUUACUUCACCAAUAAGCACCCAAUGAAAAACAUGAGAGAAAGAGAGAAACAAGGGAGCAGAAGGAAACAAUAAAUCUAAGAGGUAUAUCUCAAGAAUUGCUGUGAGAGAAGAGAACAAAAAAUAUGCAGUCACCUUGUUUGCGGAAGGCCAGACAAGCUUGCUUUGAUGGGUGUUGCCCAAACCCUCUCCUCCUCAACUCUGCUGAGCCCCAGAAAACCAUUUCUAAGUCCAGAAACACAUCUUCUGCUUCUCGACACAACUUUGCCAAAAUCACAACUUCCUCUUUCUUCCCAAAUACCCAGUUUACUAACCAUGAGUCUCUCCCUUCUUUGCAAGACUCAUUCAACCAAUUCUCUAAUGCUUACCCACAAUACUCUGAGACUACCCGAGUUGACCAAAUCCGAGCCCAAGAAUACGAUCAUCUAUCCGUCUCCAAUAAUAUCUGCCUUGAUUACAUUGGCAUAGGUCUCUUCUCUCACUCACAAUUUCAAUCUCAGUACUCUUCACUCAUCUCAAUUGAUCCUUCUUCUCCAACACCUCAAUCUUCGGAUUUUCCAUUUUUCAGUAUAUCUUACAAGUCGGUGAAUCUCAAGUCACAGCUACUUCAUGGUGGCCAAGGGUCAGAAUUGGAAUGUGCAAUGAAGAAAAGGAUCAUGGAUUUUCUUAAUAUGUCUGGAAAUGAUUAUAGCAUGGUUUUCACUUCAAACAGAUCAUCAGCUUUUAAACUUGUAGCAGAAUCUUAUCCUUUUCAAUCCAGUCGAAAGCUUCUGACGGUUUAUGAUUAUGAGAGCGAGGCAGUGGAAGCCAUGGUAAAUACAGCACAAAAAAGAGGAGGCCGUGUCAUGUCAGCUGAGUUCAAGUGGCCGAGACUAAGGGUUCACUCCGUAAAAUUGAGGGAGAUGAUUGUGAGGAAGAGGAUGAAGAAGAAGAAUAGGGGACUAUUUGUGUACCCUCAUCAGUCAAGAAUGACUGGAGCCAAUUAUUCUUAUCAAUGGAUGAAUAUGGCACAGGAAAAUGGGUGGCAUGUCUUGCUGGAUGCUUGUGCGCUGGGGCCAAAAGAGAUGGACAGCUUGGGCCUCUCUCUAUAUCACCCUGACUUCAUCAUUUGUUCUUUCUACAAGGUUUUUGGGGAUAACCCAACUGGAUUUGGAUGCCUCUUUGUCAAGAAAUCCACUGUGUCAGUCUUGGAAACUUCCAUAGGCACAGGGAUUGUGAGUCUUGUCCCGGUCAAAAAGCUGUUUCGGUCACCUGAGGAUUCUCUUAGUACGGAUGAAGGAUUCCAACAAGCAUCUAUAUUUGAGACACAGAGAGAAGAAUUUGCUACAUCAAGCUCUUUCUCAGGUCCCAUCACUAUUCAAUGCAAACAAUCUGGAGAACUUGAAAAAGGCAAGACCUCUGAGAUCCAUAAAACAUUUGCUCCAAGAUUACAAGGGCCAGAAACUUCAGAACUUGGGGAACCAGAGAUAUCGAAUGAUUCAUUUCAAGGAAAGAAAAAACUCGGUGAGAAUGGGGGCUCAGAAAUCGAAUGCAGGGGUUUGAAUCAUACGGAUUCAUUGGGACUGAUGUUGAUCAGCAGCAGAGCAAGGUGCCUGAUCAAUUGGCUGGUAAAUGCACUGAUGAAGCUUCAGCAUCCGAAUGCAGAGAGCAAGAUUUCCCUGGUUAAAAUCUAUGGUCCAAAGAUAAAAUUUGACCGGGGACCAGCAUUGGCAUUCAACUUGUAUGAUUGGAAAGGAGAACAGGUUGAACCUGCUUUCAUACAGAAGCUUGCUGAUCGAAGCAAUAUUUCUCUUAGCCUCGGGUUCUUACACCAAUUAUGGUUCUCAGAUAAGUAUGAAGAAGAGAAAGAAAGAUCCGUAGAGAAAAUCAUAACUAAAGAAAUAGAAAAUAAAGGAAACAAGAAGAAAAAACCUGACCAGCGUAUAAAAGUGGUCACAGCUGCACUUGGGUUCCUGACCAAUUUUGAAGACAUAUAUAGGCUUUGGGCUUUUGUUGCUCGGUUCCUGGACGCAGACUUUGUGGAGAAGGAACGAUGGAGGUAUACAGCCCUUAAUCAGAAAAUAGUUGAAGUGUAAGCAUAAUAUUUGUGUAUUCAUUGAUUCUUGCAGAGAAUGAAAUGCUAAAAUCAAGUAAUCUGUGUGCAGUCAACCAAAGUUGU